Messenger RNA from Gymnodraco acuticeps, 1177 nucleotides. RefSeq names its product chromatin-remodeling complex ATPase chain isw-1-like. The coding region runs from base 517 to 1176 and encodes 219 amino acids. The transcript has 6 exons. Lineage: Eukaryota; Metazoa; Chordata; Actinopteri; Perciformes; Bathydraconidae. The record is from RefSeq and is a predicted model, not a curated record.
GUUAGCUCACAGAUCCAGACCAAAGCAACAGCACCACAACACUGACUCAAUAGCUUUUGUUUCACACUCCAGUACUCUUAAGUGGUUUGCAAACUGCCAAUAAACCAAACCGGUUCAAGAACCAUUCUUGUGCUUUUCUGGUGCUUAACUGGUUCUUCUCUGGUCUUAUCUGGUCCGCCCAAUGCUGCUCUUCUGAGAGCAACCGCUCUGACAGCCCUCUCUAGUCUCUACUGGGAAACAGCUAAAAGUCCUUCUGGAGGUAAGCAACGCUACACAAUUACACCCAGUCUGAGAAUAAAAUAUGUCUCGAAGGCUUUGCAUUUGAACUCCUAUGACUGGUUGCGGACUUGAAGGGAACGUCUUCCUGACAUCCAGGAAAAAGGCGAGAUUAUAAUACAUUUGAAUGCCAAAAGCAAGUUAUUGUUUUUAACUUUUUAAAUAUGAUUGUUUUGGGGCAUUUCAGUUUUAUUGGACAGAGGCAGUAGAUAUCUACUGGAAACAGUGGAGAGGGAGGAGAUGAUAUGCAGCAUACGGCCCAGCCGGAUGGUUGCUGCUCCGUGUGGAACGUGUUCUAUCAGAAAGGAUCAUGCCAGCCCACAUCAAACACCUGAUCAAGAGCUUGUGAACCUCACUGCUGCGGACACCUGUAUGAUAUUCGACUCUGACUGGAACCCUCAAUAUGACCUGCAGGUUCAAGCUCGGUGUCAUCGUUUUGGCCAGUCUAAGGCGGUGAAAGUGUACCGUCUGAUCACUAGAAACUAUGAGAGGGAAAUGCUGGUUAAAGCUAGUCUGAAGCUCGGGCUGGACCGUGCCGUCCUGCAGAGCAUGAGUGGCAACAACAACGGGCCGGUCCAGCAGUUCUCCAAGAAGGAGAUCGAGGACCUGCUGAGGAAAGGAGCCUACGCCGCCAUCAUGGACGAGAACGUCAAGGCAAUCGCUUCUGCUAGGAGGACAUCGACCAGAUCCUGCAGCGAAGAGCCACCAUCAUCACCAUCACCAGUUUGCUUCAAGCAGUGGCUGUACGAGAAAGACGUGGAGGACCAAGAAAUGCUGGCCAGAUUGGCAAAGACCGGAAGAUACAUAACAGAGAAGAUAAUGGAUAUUAACAAGAAAAAGAAAAAUGUUUAUAAUUUCUUUGUUGAGGUUUACAUUUUGAAUUAUAUUUGUUAUUUUUAAA